Molecule: messenger RNA, 132 nt
Organism: Brugia malayi
Lineage: Eukaryota; Metazoa; Nematoda; Chromadorea; Rhabditida; Onchocercidae
Gene: Bm371
Exons: 2
Coding region: 1-132 (43 amino acids)
Source: RefSeq, a predicted model, not a curated record
AUGGGUACCUUAUUCCUCAUAGAAUAUCAUGCUGAAAAAGGCGCUAGCUCUAUGUUAGCUAUGAUAUUCCGAACAUUAAGAAAGAAACAGAACUCCAAAUGGCACAUGAACAAGGAAAACUUGGAUAUUUGA